AUGUUACCCGAAGAGUACCGGGAAAUCGGUCGCAGCUACUACAAGCUAAAACAAUACGAGAAAGCAUUGGAAACAUUCUCAAAAGGCAUUGAGGCUUGUCCAACCGCAGAUUUAUACGAUCAUCGGUCUGCGACACAUGAUAAACUGGGCAAUCUCAACGCUGCUGUCAAGGAUGGCCGAGAGAUGAUCAGAUUGAACAAGAAGGAUGUGAAGGGAUAUCUACGUACAGCGAAUGUGCUGGAGAAGAUGGAGAAGCCUGAGACAGCCCUUGGGAUCUACAAGUAUGGUAUGAAGAAUGUCCCAGUCAGCGACAAGAACUUCAAGCUCUUGCAACAACUCCACGACAAGCUCACACGCAAACUAUCACCUGCAUCAGCCAUCGAUCCAUUCACAGUUCUGCCUGCUGAGUUAGCGGAGAUGGUACUAGAGUAUUGCUCCUUCCGCCACAUGGUCAACUGCAUGCGCGUCAACAAGGGAUGGCGAGACUAUCUCUCCAAGCUACCCAAGCUUUGGAUGCAUCUCGAUCUCUCCGGUGCCCGUAGGCUUGUCCCUCGCUCCUUUGUCAAUACGGCUUUCAAGCGCUCAGAAUUUCGUAUGACACGCGUCACUGUCCAUCGCUUCGAACACAUGGACGUAAUGAAGAACCUUGCGAAAUCUGCCAAAGACCUUUCUGAACUGGAACUUAUCUCCUUACCCCACGCCCUACCAGCUAUGCUGAUUGACAUUGUCAAGAGUGCUCCGAAGCUGAAGAAGUUCACCAUACAUCCGGAGAUUCGGCAAGACACUGCGGAGGAGAUACUGCAUGCGCGACCUACGCUGGAGCAUGUGUCCUUCGGCGCGCUAAGGGGCAAGACGACCGCUACUACUUGGGCAGCUCCAUUUGGGAACCUCCGCACACUCAACAUACACUGGUCUUCCUCCAUCAUAGCGGCUAAUUUCGGGCUAACCGAGCUACUGAGCCGUACACCAUUCCUGGAAUCUCUAUCACUCUCCAAUAUAGGUGGCCUUCAAUUCCAGCGCGGAUGGCCCACAGAGGUCACUCAGUUGCCGCCGCUCAAAAGUCUGGUGUUGAAACAGGUGAACCUCCAGACCUUCCCAUUACUGCCGCAAACACUACAGCGGCUUGUCCUAGAGAACGACGGCGGUAGAUUGAACCUGACCGACUUUGGAGCCCUGGAGCGGUGCUGCAUCCCAGAACUUACACACCUAACCAUAUUCGGCUUCGAAGGCCUAGCUACAAACGCAUUGGGAAGGCUACUAGACGUAUGCAUGCACAACAGCGAAACGCAGACAUGCUUGCCCGGGAAACCCCUCGAGUCAUUAUCACUACACGGUCUUCUACAUGAACACUCCAGCCAAUUGCUUACUCCAAUGGGACAUGAUUCGAUAUUAGGUGCAUCACCGCGGGUUCUCACACCAGCGUUAGAAUCCUUGGACAUUGCCACCAUGCCCUGCAACGACGACGCAAUUGAGGAACUCCUUACCCACAAAACGGGACUCACGACAAUCGAUCUCUCUCAUACUAAUAUCACGGGAGCGUCCAUCAAGAUGCUGGCGGACAAGCUUCCGACGCUAAAGAGCAUCAAAGCGAACAACUGUACUAAGAUCAGUGGGCGAGAUGCGAUUCAUUAUGCAGAACGAAAGGGGAUAUCAGUAAGUUGCCUAAUGCUAGAGCAGAAAGGUGGACGAAGAAUUCGAUAUGGCUAG
This is a messenger RNA of Alternaria atra, 1707 nucleotides long. RefSeq lists its product as uncharacterized. NCBI's taxonomy places the organism in Eukaryota, Fungi, Ascomycota, Dothideomycetes, Pleosporales, Pleosporaceae. The record is from RefSeq and is a predicted model, not a curated record. The coding region runs from base 1 to 1707 and encodes 568 amino acids. The transcript has 2 exons. Gene Ontology annotation, molecular function: Hsp90 protein binding.